UUUCGGUCGCGCGUGUGACUUAGUACUAGAUGCGCUUCGCGAGCCUAGCACAUGCGUGGAAUACGUACGAUUUUCGUAUGGGCGCCGGUGUUUGAAAGCUGAGCAGCAACGGAAAGCUGGAUGAUGGGGUAGGGCGAUAGGGUGCAAGAUGCACUGGGGAAUAUUCGGCAGAGGUGUUUGUUUAUUGGUGACUUUGUUAUGUGUGUGCAAAGUUGACUGUUUGGAUACCAAGGAGUUCCAGAAAACUUUGCCUGCGAAGCUUGUCUGGGGUGUACCAGGAAAAAACGCAGAACUACCGUGUGAUAUCACACCAGCACUACCUGGUGACAACGUGACCAUGAUAUUCUGGUUCAAAGACAACCUAGGAAUGCCACUGUACAGUUUAGAUGCAAGAGAUGGUCCCAUCGACAAAGCCUCGCACUUAGCAAUGAGUGACGAUCUUGGUUCGCGCAGCUAUUUCAUAACUGAGGGCGAGCCAUCUCAAGCAAGGCUGAGCAUACAGAACAUCAACGUCCACGACCAGGGAGUUUUCAGGUGUAGAGUCGACUUCGUCAACUCACCAACCAGGAAUUUCCAGGUCAACUUGACAUUAGUAGCUCAGCCAUCUGCUCCCAGGAUAUUCGACGCUGAAGGACGAGAAAUUCGUGUGAACCAUCCUGCUGGACCGUUUCUGGAAGGACAUGCGAUGUUCCUGUCCUGUCAAGUUGAUGGAGGUCGUCCAAGACCAACCCUAAACUGGUGGUACAACGGUACAAUUUUGGACAGCGUUAUAGACUCCAGCAGAGCUUCACAUACCACAGUUAAUCAGCUUGUUAUAGCACACACUCCAAGACAUCUCAGAAAAAGUCGUAUUGAGUGUCGUGCGACAUCCUCAGAGGGUGCUGGUUAUAUAUCGAGAGAAGUACCACUCACAGUAUUCCUUAAACCGAACAAAGUUAAGAUAGUCACACCUAAUACCCUGCUGUCUGCCAGUAAAUCUCAGAACAUCAGAUGCGAGACUUCCGGAUCUCAUCCUCCUGCAAAAUUAACAUGGCUGUUAGACGGAAGGGCAAUCAGGGACGCCGUUGUUACCGAAGAAGAGACAGAGACCUUCACCGGCAGCAUUUUGUCACUGAACGUGGUUGCAGAGGACGACGGCAAGGAGCUAGUAUGUCGAGCAGACAAUCCUCGAUUUCCCGGGGGAAACGCCGAGGAUCGGAGACAGAUACAUGUUGCUUACCCUCCAAAAAUUCUGGUACAACUGGACCCAGCCUCGAAAUCGCCUGUCAAAGAAGGAACUGACAUUACUAUGCAGUGCAAGACCUCAGCGAAUCCUCUGCCAGAUAGUUACAGUUGGUAUCAGAAUAGUCACCUCAUACCAUACAAUGCUACAGCAGGUAUACUUCCUGAAGAUAGCAAACUUACACUGAAAAAUAUCGAACAGAAUUCAGCGGGACAAUAUGCUUGUUCAGCCAUGAACUCUGAGGGAGAAACAUACAGUGCCCCAUUCGAAAUACAAGUUCAAUACGCUCCCCGCUGUAAGAGGGGAUACGAGAUGGUGCGAGUGGGAGCCUUGCCCUUCGAGACGCUUUCGGUGCAGUGUCACGUGGACGCCGUUCCAGACGUGACGCGCUUUUCUUGGACAUAUAACACCACCAGGGGCGUUCUUCCCGUCCAAGGGGCCAAGACGGAAAACCUUGGCAACGUUUCAAUUCUGCAUUUUACUCCUCCUUCCAGGGACGUGGAGGCGCUUGCUUGCUGGGCAUCGAACAGCGUCGGCAGGCAGCGGGAUCCAUGUUUGUUUUUCAUAGUUCCUGCAGAGACUCCAGAAUCCCCCCGUAGCUGCCUGGUUCGCAACACAUCGCACGGAGACGGGCUCGAGGUGUCUUGUAUCGCGGGGAAAGAUGGCGGCUUGCACCAAAGUUUCGUGUUGGAAGUUUCCGACGUCACACCGCCCUCGAAACCGCCAGGUGUUACCACACUAAGCGAUCAAGGUGUACUUCCACCUCCGAAAUAUCGCGUUCUCGGUGAACGUCCACUAUUUCGACUUCACAGUUUGCAGCCAGGCAAGGAAUAUCAAGUUGCUGUUUAUGCAGAGAAUGCCAAAGGGAAGAGUGAUCCUCCAGUUGUUUUGCCUCACGUCAGAGUGGAGUAUGAUGCUCCGUAUGAAGAAAUUCCAACAGAAGAAGAGUCAACCCAUAAGCAACCUAGUUCAGAUAGUUCAACCUCCAAUAAGAACCUAACCUGGAUCAUAAUUGGUGCAUCAGUAGCAGCAGUACUACUUAUCAUGAGCAUUGUCAUCGUAGCAGCAGUAUUGGCCUGCAAAAGGCCCACGACUGUAGUCAAAAGAAGGUGCAGACGAAGCAGCAAACCUCCUGACGAAUUCGAACUAUCAGAGGAUGGUUUCGGAGAAGGUUUUCAUAGAAGAAGUACUCAGUAUAGAGCAAGUAUGUAUGGAGAAUGUGAAGAUAGGAUCACCAGGAUGAUAGAAGGUCCUGAUCUGAUCCUGUCACCGAUGAGUACUUCGGAGCAUAGUUUGGAAUUCUGAGUACAAGAUAAUUGUGAAAUUAUGACUUUAAAGGUAGCUACAAUAGAUCUCAGAGUUAACUCUUGAAUAAUCUUCUUCUAGUAAUAAUAGAGGUAGAUAUAUAUCGAUGAUAUGUAUAUAAUAUGUAUAACUAUUACAGUUCCUGUGAGAUUAUAAUACGAAACUAUUAAGUGGUCAACACAAAGACAUAUUCAGUGAUAGUAACUUCAAAAUCAGUGCUAACUGUUCCUGUUUCUCGGAAAUUUCAGUCUUGGAUACUUAAUCGAAUCGAUUCUGACUGAAAUAAUCAAAUCGUUCAAUGAGUAUAAUAUAAUAAGAUAUUAAUUUUCAUUCAUUCAUCAUCACAAAUUCAUGAAGUAAAAUUUUCUCUCCAGAAGUAGUUUCUAGCUUUCCUAUGGAAUCAACGAAAGCAAAGGAACAAACCUCCUGAAAAAUAUGUAGAAUCAAAGGGAGCGUGUCGUUACAUCUACAUUUCGUUACUCCCACAUCGCGUUGUUCCCACAUUUCGAUAUGCCCACAAUUCGUUAGCCCCACAUUUCGAUACACCCACAGUCUCCGAACAUACCCGAAGGAGGCACUGUUGCCAAAUACAUCCUAUUGUGGGCCUACCGACACAUUGCGUUACACCUACAUUUCAUUACACCCACAUUGCUUUAUGCCCUCAUUUCGUUAUGCCUACAUUGCGUUAGACCUUCAUUUCGAUAGGCUCACAUUUCGUUAGCACCACAUUUCUAUAUUCCCACAGUGUCCGAACAUACCCCAAGGAUGCACUGUUGCCAUAUACUGUGCUUGAUGCGUUAUUUUUCGAGAAAUAUACUUUCUAGUAAAAAGGUUGAUUCAGGCUGAGUGAGGUUAUAGAUUGUUCAGAAAAAGUAGUAUCCCUUGUUACCUCAAUCAAUUUAUUGGAAAAUAUACUUUAGUGCGAGUUAGGUUAGAUUGUUAUGAAAGUGUUUAGUCUUCUUUGCAC
This is a messenger RNA of Phaedon cochleariae (mustard beetle), 3494 nucleotides long. NCBI's taxonomy places the organism in Eukaryota, Metazoa, Arthropoda, Insecta, Coleoptera, Chrysomelidae. The record is from the annotation of a GenBank genome assembly.